Messenger RNA from Suillus plorans, 604 nucleotides. RefSeq lists its product as uncharacterized. Lineage: Eukaryota; Fungi; Basidiomycota; Agaricomycetes; Boletales; Suillaceae. The record is from RefSeq and is a predicted model, not a curated record. Gene Ontology annotation, biological process: proteasome-mediated ubiquitin-dependent protein catabolic process. Bases 1 to 558 code for a protein of 185 amino acids. The transcript has 4 exons. Gene Ontology annotation, cellular component: proteasome regulatory particle, base subcomplex. Gene Ontology annotation, molecular function: proteasome-activating activity.
AUGUUCGAACCCCCAAGCAUAACAGCUCUUGCCUACCCAUCCACCAUCACUUUAAGUUUUCCUUACAAUACCAGCCAGCACAUUGUCCACAUUCAUCCUAUCCAGCCACCUGUCUUAUUAUCCGCAACAGCAUGCAGCGGAAGGUGGCGAUUCGGAAGUACUGGAGCUUUCAAGUCCACAAAGAACAUGAAGGGUUAUCAAGGCUAUGGAUCAUACAGGUGUGCCGCCGUAGAUAUAUUGGAUUCUGCACUUCUUCGUCUGGGACGUAUUGACCGAAAGAUCGAAUUCCCUUCCCCUGGCCCAGAAGCUCGUGUCAGCAUUCUUAAAAUCCACUCUCGCAAGAUAUCACUGCAACGCGGUAUCGACCUCAAAGCACUCGCCGAGAAAAUGGGCCAGUGCUCAGGCGCCGAAGUGCACGGUAUAUGUACAGAAGCAGGUAUGUACGCGUUGCGGGAGCGGCGGCAACAUGUUACGCAGGAAGAUUUUGAGUUCGCUAUUGCAAAGGUGCUCAAAAAGAACCAGGAGGGUAAUACGUCGGUCAACAAGUUGUUCUCAUGAAUGUAAUGCGCUUGGUAUUUGCAUGAUCCUUUUUUCCGUCCGUGCU